Messenger RNA from Saimiri boliviensis boliviensis (Bolivian squirrel monkey), 1587 nucleotides. It is a transcript of the gene ALG1, whose product is annotated as ALG1 chitobiosyldiphosphodolichol beta-mannosyltransferase. The record is from RefSeq and is a predicted model, not a curated record. Gene Ontology annotation, molecular function: mannosyltransferase activity. Gene Ontology annotation, cellular component: endoplasmic reticulum. Lineage: Eukaryota; Metazoa; Chordata; Mammalia; Primates; Cebidae.
AGCGCGGUCACGUGACUGCUGCGGCCCCCGCCAAGAUGGCGGCGUCCUGCUUCGUCCUGCUGGCGCUGUGUCUGCUGCUGCCGCUGCUGCUGCUGGGAGGAUGGAAGCGCUGGCGGCGGGGGCGCGCCUCCCAGCACGUAGUGGCCCUGGUGCUGGGCGAUGUGGGCCGCAGCCCCCGCAUGCAGUACCACGUGCUGUCGUUGGCCAAGCACGGCUUCUCGGUGACCCUCCUGGGGUUCUGCAACUCCAAACCCCACGAUGAGCUCUUGCAGAACGACAGAAUUCAGAUUGUGGGGUUGACAGACCUUCAGAGCCUUGCAGUUGGGCCCCGAGUUUUCCAGUACGGAGUCAAAGUUGUAUUCCAGGCCGUGUACUUGCUGUGGAAGUUGAUGUGGAGCGAGCCAGGUACCUAUAUCUUUCUCCAGAACCCCCCAGGGCUGCCUGGCAUUGCUGUCUGCUGGUUUGUGGGCUGCCUUUGUGGAAGCAAACUCGUCAUUGACUGGCACAACUAUGGCUACUCCAUCAUGGCUCUGGUCCAUGGCCCCAACCACCCCCUCGUUCUGCUGGCCAAGUGGUAUGAGAGGUUCUUUGGGCGCCUCUCCCACCUGAACCUGUGUGUUACCAAUGCCAUGCGGGAAGACCUGGCGGAGAACUGGCACAUCAGGGCCGUGACCUUCUACGACAAGCCAGCAUCUUUGUUUAAAGAGACGCCUCUGGACGUGCAGCACCGGCUCUUCAUGAAGCUGGGGGGCUCGCACUCUCCGUUCAGGGCCCGCUCAGAGCCUGAGGACCCAGCCAUGGAGCGAUCAGCCUUCACAGAGUGGGAUGCUGGCAGUGGGCUGGUGACACGCCGCAGCGGGCGGCCAGCUCUGCUGGUCAGCAGCACGAGCUGGACAGAGGAUGAAGACUUCUCCAUCCUGCUGGCAGCUUUAGAAAAGUUUGAACAACUGACUCUUGACGGACACAACCUUCCUUCUCUCGUCUGUGUGAUAACAGGCAAAGGACCGCUGAGGGAGUAUUAUAGCUGCCUCAUCCGCCAGAAGCAUUUCCAGAACAUCCAGGUCUGCACCCCCUGGCUGGAAGCUGAGGACUACCCCCUGCUUCUAGGCUCGGCGGACCUGGGUGUGUGUCUGCACACGUCCUCCAGUGGCCUGGACCUGCCCAUGAAGGUGGUGGACAUGUUCGGGUGCUGUCUGCCAGUGUGUGCGGUGAACUUCAAGUGUUUACAUGAGCUGGUGAAACAUGACGAAAACGGCCUGGUCUUCGAGGACUCGGAGGAACUGGCAGCUCAGCUGCAGAUGCUUUUCUCAAACUUUCCUGAUCCUGCGGGCAAACUAAACCAGUUCCGGAAGAACUUGCAGGAGUCGGAGCAGCUCCGAUGGGAUGAGAGCUGGGUGCAGACCGUGCUCCCUUUGGUUACAGACUUAUGACCCUUGGGCCAGAGGCUGAAACCCCACGACCCCUGCUGCCCUCCCUGCAGCUGCUUCCCAGAGCCUCAGGGCAAACCCUUUCGAGCAGCAGCUUCCCAGUGGUCAGAAGCUGAAAUGACGGCAGUUUGGUGAAUGAAGGGAUUCCGUGGCCCAGGAA